Molecule: messenger RNA, 237 nt
Organism: Spirometra erinaceieuropaei
Lineage: Eukaryota; Metazoa; Platyhelminthes; Cestoda; Diphyllobothriidea; Diphyllobothriidae
Source: the annotation of a GenBank genome assembly
AUGAAGAAAGGAAGGGGGGAGGUAGAAGAGGUAGAGGAGGAGGAGGAGGAGGAGGAGGAGGAGGAGGAGGAGGAUUCGGUCACUGGAAUGGUUAUUGUAUUCGCCCGAGCUUCCAUAUCCGUGAACGGAAACCACAAUUAUCCGAUGAUCAACUUCUCUUCUUCACAGCCGGAGCGUUGGAUCCUCAUCUCUGCCCGUAUCUGUCAGACGCAUCCAAAUUUUCCAGCUGGGCCCUAA